UCCUCUCACAGCUCCGUCCAGCGCGCAGAGCCAAAGCUUUUGCGCAGACAUUCUGCGCUGAAAGACGCGGUUCUCUUUCCCAUUCUUGGAAGUCGCUCGUUGUUUUUGGAUUUUUUGCACCUCUGCUGCUGCAUCCGCCUGCAAAGGAGCACAGAUUCACUACAGCAGCUUGUGAGAGACUGGAUCAGGGAUUUAAAAUGGUGAUUAAAGUGUACAUAGCCACGUCUUCUGGAUCCACCUCGAUUAAAAAGCAGCAGCAGGACGUGAUGGGCUUCCUGGCGGCUAAUAAAAUCGAGUUUGAGGAGUGCGACAUCGCUGCCAACGAGUCCAACAGGAAGUGGAUGAGAGAGAAUAUUCCGGAGGAGUCCAGACCUGCCACGGGGAACCCUCUGCCCCCCCAGAUCUUUAAUGAAGAGAAAUACUGCGGGAACUACGAGGCCUUCUUCGAUGCCCGGGAGGACAAUGCUGUCUAUGCAUUUCUGGGUCUGACUGCCCCCCCAGGUUCCAAGGAAGCAGAGGCUCUAGCCAAGAAGGCACAGCAGUAGCAUCCUGACGCCGUUUCUACCUUAAACCUCAGGCCUUUCCAAAACGCAGACCUGGAGCAAAACAAGACUCACCCACUCAGACACUUCAUUCCUGUUUCCUUAUUUUUCCUCUGUGCCUUUUCAGCAGCAGUGAAAGACGGUGAAAGCAUGGAGGGUUUCAGCCAGUUAGCCUCCGCCUGCUAACCCUAUUAGCAUAUUGACAUGUCAGUCACCUGCAGCAUGAAUAUGUGAACCUCAUCAUCAAGAACAAACAAGAGUCUUAAUGUUACUGAUCCAGGGUGUUAUCUUUGCUUCACAGCACAUCAGAGGUUUUAUUAUCCCCAAAAAGUCUUAAUUCCUGGAAAUCAAAGAUUUCACUCUUUCCAGACAUCCAGCUGUUUUCUGGAAAAACGAUUAGCCUCUGCUUUUACCUACUUGAUAUUGUCUUAAUGCUGAUUUAAUAGCAAACUUUGCUUAGAAAUGAGAAUACCUGCCAAAAUGGCCAAAUGAGGGAUUUUUUUUGUCGUUAUUAUUAUUGUUUUAUUUGCUGUCUUUGUAUUUUGGAGAAAUCUUGUUUAACAUUCUGUUUCAUAUUUCUCUUUAAUGUCCCCCCUGAAUUAAAAUAAACCAUAAACCUGA
Messenger RNA from Cyprinodon variegatus (sheepshead minnow), 1163 nucleotides. It is a transcript of the gene sh3bgrl, whose product is annotated as SH3 domain binding glutamate-rich protein like. Lineage: Eukaryota; Metazoa; Chordata; Actinopteri; Cyprinodontiformes; Cyprinodontidae. Gene Ontology annotation, cellular component: cytoplasm. Bases 198 to 545 code for a protein of 115 amino acids. The transcript has 4 exons. The record is from RefSeq and is a predicted model, not a curated record.